ACUAUAUGUCGAUAGCUUGUAUUUCCCGUAGGUUUCUAAAUGCUCUAUGGAUUCUAUUUUGUGAGACAGAAUCUUGAAUCACAGAAUGUAUGCUCGUAUCCUUUGCCUCGUCUCAACGUAAAACAUAAAAUAUGACAUCUAUAUUUUGACAUUUUAACAUUACUGAAUUUGACGUUUUCAUGAAAACACGACAAAAGUGGCUGUAGUAUUAUUUAGCCAAUAAUAAUGACGAACGUGAAUACAGGAGAGUUAUUGAAUUUCCAAGACUAUUCACCGGAGCACAAUGACCGCAGCGCGCGUAUUGAUGUUGAGGCCGUGCAUUCAAACCCCUACAAUAAUACAAUGUCGACAACAUCGUACAACUACGAAGAGCCUAAAAUGACUCAGGAACCUGAGGCUGUGCCGCAAUCCAAUCACAAUUUCUGGACAAUAGAGUACUAUCAGAAGUACUUUGACGUCCAAACAAGUGAAGUAGUGGAGAGGAUCAUAUCAUCAGUCCUUCCGCAGAAGGUCUCCCGUAAUUACUUUGACGAGAGGAUCAAGGGGAAGCCAGAUAUGUAUGGCCCUAUCUGGAUUUCUGUAACUUUGAUCUUUACAAUAGCGGUCAGUGGCAACAUAGCUGACUACCUUCAAAACGCCAACAAGCCAAUACCCUGGCGUUAUGACUUUCACCUGGUAUCAUAUGCAGCCACUGCUAUUAUGAGCUAUGUGUGGAUCGUGCCACUGGCAUUGUGGGCUGCGCUCAAAUGGACCACUGUCUCUGAUGGACAGGACGAAAUAGAAACACAGACAUCAAGAACACCAUCAAUGAUAUCCUUAUUCUGUUUAUAUGGAUAUUCUCUCUCAAUCUACAUUCCUGUGGCCAUCUUAUGGACCAUCCAGAUCUCGUGGCUCCAAUGGCUUUUUGUAUUGAUGGCAGCAUUCGUUUCCGGAGCGGUACUUAUAUUUUGGUUGUUGCCUGCAUUGAAGAACACAAAGUAUUUCAUUAUUCUUGCCGGUUCAAUCUUAGCGUUCCACUUCUUGCUGGCAGCCGGAUUUAUGCUUUAUUUCUUCCACGCUCCAAGCAAGCCCGAAAUUAUUCCUAUUAUAACAACCCCAAAAGUUUGAAUUUGAUCAAUUAAAUUAAGAUCAAUAUGUUCUAGCUAAUAAUUGAUUGUGUAUAAUAUAUUCGUUGAGAUAUUGAUAGUACAUAUUUUCAAAUUUAUUAAAAAUAUAAAUAUUGUGUAAUUUUUCAAAUCUGAAAAUGUAUAAAUUCUUAUUUUUUAAAUAAUACUAUUUAUUGUAAGUAAUUUCUGUUGCACUAUCUGAUUUCUGGCAACUGUGAUAGCUCAACUAUUUGUUUUGGAUUUUUACUUCAUUAUUUUGUCUUCUGUUAUAUCAUUACCAUACUAUUUAUUUUCUUUUGGCAAAUGCACUAGAGGUGAUAACAGAGUUAUUGUAAGCAGUUCAUAAUUACCCCAUUAUGAAUUAUAAUUAAUGUUGACUUCAAUCUUUAUGUCAUGUUUAAAGUUUGUUAUUUAACCUGCCUUCUAUGCUUCUAGUUUGAAAACAUCGCAUAUCUAUACUCUAUACUAUUAUAUAAAGCUGAAGAGUUUGUUUGUUUGUUUGUUUGU
Messenger RNA from Manduca sexta (tobacco hornworm), 1613 nucleotides. RefSeq names its product protein YIPF1. NCBI's taxonomy places the organism in Eukaryota, Metazoa, Arthropoda, Insecta, Lepidoptera, Sphingidae. Gene Ontology annotation, cellular component: membrane; Golgi apparatus. The record is from RefSeq and is a predicted model, not a curated record. Bases 226 to 1107 code for a protein of 293 amino acids. Gene Ontology annotation, biological process: vesicle-mediated transport. The transcript is spliced from 4 exons. Gene Ontology annotation, molecular function: small GTPase binding.